Molecule: messenger RNA, 702 nt
Organism: Lentinula edodes (shiitake mushroom)
Lineage: Eukaryota; Fungi; Basidiomycota; Agaricomycetes; Agaricales; Omphalotaceae
Exons: 3
Source: RefSeq, a predicted model, not a curated record
AAAACAGGAAUGAUAGUUUCAGGCCUGAUACCACUUCAGCUUUUUAACCAGCAAGUUUACAAGAAUCGUGGACUAGAGACAUACUGCUUGUUGAAGAGGUGCGAUGAUGUAGGAAAGUGGUACCAAUCAAUCGGAUAUGCAUUUGAGCCAGCGCAGAAGCAAGAGGCAACCUUCAAGGAGGAUUAUAAGCAGACAACUCACAGAGGAGGACCCCAGUACAGGUCGCCCAACAUCGCGAGGGUGUGGAAUUUUGAAAGUGUGGCAGGUUUAAAGAUCCAACUGAUCGGAACGAGGAUAAUUCCUGAAGCAGUUGUCCUAGAGUUCCAUUCAACUUGCAUCAUGAAUAUCCUAACACAAAAAGCAGCAUAUGCGCUAUUUCCCUAUAUCACAUUCAAGCAACAAGCAACACUACUUGUCAAUGCCAAGGGAGAGCUUCUGAGGAAGUACAAAUCAACGAGGAAGAAAUAUAAGCAUCAUGGAUUCAAGGUAGAGAGGUUACCUGAUAUCGAGCAAAUAGUGGGGAAACAUAGAGAGCUGGGCUUUGCAACCCCCCAGUGGAUAGGUGACAGCAAGAUAUGGAAACACGAAGUUGAGUAUUUUGGCCCUGGGAUGGUGCAGCCAGACAAUGUGCAGAGAGUGAGUUGGGACAUGAUAUAUGAUCCGAGCAGAAUGUUACCGAGUGCAGUGACCUCAUGUGUUUGA